GAAAGACGAGAUUAUUUUUUCUAGGAAUUAGAAAACCGUUAAAUUUUAUUCGCAUUAAAGACUUGUAACCCAUUAGAAGCAAACGUCAGUCCGCGUUAAAUUAUAAAUUCAAAAUUUGGUAAAAGAAUAAUAAUUAAAAAAAUGGAUAGUGAGCUUCCGGAAGUAUGUCUUACUUCACCCACAUUGGAGAAAUGCUGGUAUGCUUAUAAACUUAGCAAACAAAAUUUAAAAAAAAAGUACAACAACCACCAAAUUUCGGCUUAUCAAGGAUCCAAAACAUGUAAAGAAAUUAAGGAAUUAAUAAAAGCAUUAAAAGACAAAAAAACUAAAUGCAAUUACACUAUAGAUGAAUUAGAAAUGCUGGCAUUGGGAGGCACCAAAAUAACACGUUAUCGAAGCGAACUUUUGAACGCCGACUUUGAGAAAUUGCAUAAAGAUUGGGAUGCGAUGAUGAAAUUAUACGAUGAUGAAUCUAAUGAUCAACUGCCUGGAGAUGCACCUCUGCCAAUUAUUGAUCUCCAAAUACCUGACGUUGAACUCAAUUUUCCUAAAGAGCUUCCAAAAGAUGUCAAUUUACUUUCGGACCACGAUGAUCCUUGUUGUUUGGCUGAAGCACUUAUAAUGGACGAAACAGCUGAACCAGGUUUUGGUAUGAUGACGGUUGAAGAUUGGGACCUUUUUCUGGGAACAGAUCCUGAAUCGUCCAGUAACGUUAUUCGUGAUCUUCAUAUGUCAUUUAAUGAAGAGAUCACUGCACCUAUUCAACUUCCAGAUACUAUACGCACUCCCACCAAGAGACCUAGCCAGAUUAACGUUGAAACUCCAUCCAAGCGCAUACGUAGAGCACUUGAUCAUUCAUUUGGAGAUGAUCCAUCGCCAGGAAUAGCAGAUAUCGAUGCUGCUGAAAGAGAUCUGCAAGCUCCUGUUCUUGAGAGCAUACCGCCAGUGCCUAUGGACGUAUCAGUAGAAAUGGAACCUGAACCUGAACAAGAAGCUCCAGUUGCCUCCAUCACAGAAGUCCCAGCUGAUACUUUACCAACUCAAGAAACCGGAGAUACUUUGGAGAAUCUUCCCGGGCUGAUCGUCGAGCUUAACGUUUCAACUUCCAAGUCUAAAAAACGCAAGAAGACCGGGUUGAUCAUCGAUAAAGUUACCGAGAUACCCGGUGAUGUUAUUAGAAACAGCCAACGAAAUGAUAUUCAUACUGUGCCUUUUGAAGCUGUUAGAGCGAAUCCAGGCCCUGCUCGUUUAUCGGCUGAUGAUUUGUUUAAUCAGCUUGCAACUCAAGGCUCCAGGAAAUUCCGUUCUCUUGGGCGUCCUCUGAUGGCUCAUUUCCAACAGCUAAAGUUUGGAGUUCCUUCGAAUGUCAGAGAUGUUAAUAGACGAGCAUCAACUGAAAAGACCGCUGAAUUAACUCCCGGCAUUCGUCCCGGACCAAGUACUGUACAAAGUCAAAAAACAAAUAAGGCCCCAGAUAAUAUUGAGGUACCAGAUCACGACCUUUCUCCUCAAAACCAGAUAGCAGAGGAAACAAUUGAGCCCAUCGAACCACUUGUUGCAAUUCCUUCCGACGAUAUUCACCCAGAACCUCCAGUUCCUGUCAUCGACAAUUCCAGUGAACUCCCGGUCAUAAAUACCGGAACUACUCUCGAAGCAGCCUUUGUUCAUUUGACCACCGAUGAAAUCGAUGACGAAUCCAAUGAAUCAUUGAUGUCUGGACCUCCAGUUAGAAACAAUCCAUCGCAGUCAAGAGGACAAUCUGACAAUAUUAUCGACAUUGAAAAAAUUCCUGCUAACCAGAGAUUGAGUCCAUCUCCGUCAUCUAGAUGGACAAAAGCAAAUUUGAUGGCGCACAUGGACAUGCUUUUCUCUCAAGGUUAUCAAGUUCUUCGCUUCGAUGAAUUAGUUUCCCCGGAGGAUUUCAGCAAACAGGAGUACGUGAGAUUGCACCACUACCUUCUCUUUCUUGCAUCUGAAAACAAAGUAUCACUGGAUCAAAAUGAUGAUGACGAAAUUAUUUGGAUCCAAAAAAAAUGAAGCUUUAUUUUAUUUUUAUUAAUUAUUUUAUUUUAAUUACUUUUAUUACAUUUAUCUGUUUUAUUUUUUUUACAAAAUUUUUUAAUCACAUUUAUAAGUCAAUUGCACGAAAAAAAUCAGUAUUACUACA
Molecule: messenger RNA, 2167 nt
Organism: Microplitis mediator
Lineage: Eukaryota; Metazoa; Arthropoda; Insecta; Hymenoptera; Braconidae
Exons: 14
Coding region: 142-2037 (631 amino acids)
Source: RefSeq, a predicted model, not a curated record